Messenger RNA from Euleptes europaea (tarantolino), 2102 nucleotides. RefSeq names its product protein inhibitor of activated STAT 3 (gene PIAS3). Gene Ontology annotation, biological process: regulation of transcription by RNA polymerase II; protein sumoylation. The transcript has 15 exons. NCBI's taxonomy places the organism in Eukaryota, Metazoa, Chordata, Lepidosauria, Squamata, Sphaerodactylidae. The coding region runs from base 165 to 2102 and encodes 645 amino acids. Gene Ontology annotation, molecular function: transcription coregulator activity; zinc ion binding; SUMO ligase activity. The record is from RefSeq and is a predicted model, not a curated record.
CUCGCUUUGCUCUGCGCCUCGCCGCCCGCUGAGGAAGUUGCCGCCGCUCCCUUGGCCGCCCUCCGCUUCUGGCCGAGGCGGCGACGAUGUCUCAAGAUGGCGGAGGCGGCCGAGCUGAAGGAUUCAGAGUGUAACCAUCAUUGUCCAACAUCAGACCCCGGAAUAUGCAUUUGUCCCUGCACAUGGUUAUGAGCUUUAGAGUGUCGGAGCUGCAGGUGCUUCUGGGUUUCGCGGGCAGGAACAAGAGCGGACGGAAGCAUGAGUUGCUCACCAAGGCCCUGCAGCUGCUGAAGUCCGGCUGCAGCCCGGCCGUUCAGAUGAAAAUCAAGGAGUUGUACCGGCGACGGUUCCCCCGGAAGAUCCUGACCCCCUCCGACUUAUCCAUGCUCCACCUCCAGGCUGGACAGCUGCCCUCGGCCACAGCGCUGACUCAGGGCACCAUGUGCCACUUGCCCUACAACAGCGGGUCGGUGACUUCCACCGUGCCGGCUGGCAUGUUGCCCCCGGUGCCUAUGUUGGGACCCAAACACGAGACGGACGUUCCGCACUUGUCACCCCCCAUCCAUCCGGUCCAUCCCGACGUCAAAAUGAGGCGGUUACCCUUCUAUGACGUCUAUGAUGAACUCAUCAAGCCUACCACGUUAGUUUCCAUGAACAGUCAGAGAUUUGAGGAGGGCCAGUACUCUUUUGUCCUGACGCCACAGCAGGUGCAGCAGAUACUCACCUCUCGAGAUAUCUUACCUGGUGCCAAAUGCGACUACACCGUACAGGUUCAGUUAAGGUUUUGUUUGUGUGAAACCAGCUGCCCGCAAGAGGACUACUUCCCUCCUAAUUUAUUUGUGAAGGUCAAUGGGAAACUUUGCCCCCUUCCAGGUUAUCUUCCUCCUACAAAAAACGGCGCAGAGCCCAAGCGACCGAGCCGACCUAUCAACAUCACCCCUCUGGUGCGGCUUUCUGCAACAGUCCCCAAUAGUAUUGUGGUGAACUGGUCCUCUGAGUUUGGCCGGAACUAUUCACUGUCUGUUUACUUGGUGAAACAAUUGACGUCUGUGACGUUGCUACAGAAGCUGAGGGCUAAGGGCAUCCGAAACCCGGACCACUCACGAGCCCUGAUCAAAGAAAAGUUGACGGCUGAUCCCGACAGUGAGAUUGCAACGACAAGUUUACGCGUUUCUCUCAUGUGCCCGCUGGGCAAGAUGAGGCUGGUUGUUCCUUGUCGAGCAUACACCUGCACUCACCUCCAGUGCUUUGACGCGGCCCUUUAUCUUCAGAUGAACGAGAAGAAGCCAACGUGGACCUGCCCCGUUUGUGACAAGAAGGCCCCCUACGAGGCCUUGAUCAUUGACGGUUUGUUCAUGGAAAUCCUCAACUCUGUCACAGACUGUGAUGAGAUCCAGUUCAUGGAAGAUGGCUCCUGGUGCCCUAUGAAGCCCAAGAAAGAAAACCAGGAGGUUUGCCAGCCGUCGGCUUACAACGGGGUGGAAGCAAAUUCCCUGUACCUGGUGGGCCCCGAUGGGAAGCAGCUCGCCGAAAGCAAGAAGAAAGUGGAGGUCAUUGACCUCACACUAGACAGUUCCUCCGACGAGGAGGAGCCCCCGGCGAAGAAGCAGUGCCCCGUCACCACGGCAGCCAUUCCGUCUGCAGCGGGACCCAAGGGGGUUUUAAGCGCUGACCACCAACCAUCCUCAGUCCUGCGGAGCCCCCCGAUGGCAGCCGUCGGCAGCGAUUACCUAUCCAGCCUUCCGAUCCCCGACUACCACCCUUCUUACCAGGUCCCUUCAGAUAUGCAAGGUCUGGAUUUGUUUUCCUUCCUUCAAAGUGAAAAUCAGCAUUACAGCCCUUCCGUGAUCACCUCCCUGGAUGAGCAGGACAGCCUGAGCCACUUCUUCCAGUACCGGGGCCCCUCUCCGCAUUUCAUGAACCCCCUCGCUCCUGUCGUGGUGGGAUCCCACGGCACAGUUGGGUCCCCCUCUGGAGGCCGCCUGAACAGCGUUGUGUCUUCUCCUUCUGCGGCUUUGCGGGAGAACCACGGGCACAACAGCACGGUGGGGGGCAGUCCUGUCUUGCCAAGUUGCCGGCCAGAUAUAAUCUCGCUAGACUAA